Molecule: messenger RNA, 1686 nt
Organism: Scheffersomyces stipitis CBS 6054
Lineage: Eukaryota; Fungi; Ascomycota; Pichiomycetes; Serinales; Debaryomycetaceae
Gene: GTA2
Product: glutamyl-tRNA(Gln) amidotransferase subunit
Exons: 1
Coding region: 40-1569 (509 amino acids)
Biological process (GO): glutaminyl-tRNAGln biosynthesis via transamidation; mitochondrial translation
Cellular component (GO): mitochondrion; glutamyl-tRNA(Gln) amidotransferase complex
Molecular function (GO): glutaminyl-tRNA synthase (glutamine-hydrolyzing) activity
Source: RefSeq, a predicted model, not a curated record
AUUGUGAAGAACAACCUUCUCAGCUUGGUUGACUUUAUAAUGCUUCGUGUUCGGAUUGUUGGUCGACCUCAGAAGCUUGUUCCGAGCUUUUGUCGGCUUGUACAUCGUGCCUCAGCAUCUACUUCUGAUCCUUGGAACAGUUUGAUUUCAUCUAGGAUCAAUACCAACAAAGACACAACUUCUGCAGAGAAGAACACUGUCACCGGGUCUUCCACUAGUUGCAAUUCUUCUACAGCUUCUACGGAUGCUGCUUCAAGUCCGGCUGGAAGUCUUUCCGGAACUACGUACAUAGCGAAAGACAAUAUUGUCACAACUCAUGAGUUCUCCACCGGAGCUUCUAGAAUACUUCUGAACUACAGAAGUCCGUUUGAUGCUACAGUGGUUUUGCUUUUGGAUGCUGCUGGACUGACUUUGCUAGGUAAAAGCAACUUAGACGAGUUUGGAAUGGGGUCUUCUACCACGAAUUCCCAUUAUGGUACGACAUUGAAUCCGUUGUAUAGUGUUGAAGUUGAAACUGGAAAAGCACACAUUUCUGGAGGUUCUUCAGGAGGAUCGGCGGCUGCUGUUGCCGGAAAACUUGCUAAUUUUGCCUUGGGAACUGAUACAGGGGGAUCAGUGAGACAGCCAGCCAGCUACUGUGGGACUGUCGGCUUCAAACCAACAUACGGCAGGAUCUCAAGAUGGGGAGUCAUAUCUUAUGCUCAGACUCUUGACACCGUAGGAAUCAUUUCUGAUGACAUCCAUACUGUAGAGAAAGUGUACCAUGUCUUGGAUAAGUACGAUGACAAGGAUCCCACAUCAUUGCCAGAUGAUAUAAGGAACUCUUUGAAAUCAAAAUGUUCAGAAGAUGUCAACAGCACCUCAUUGACAGUAGGAGUUCCCCGUGAGUUUGUAGUAGGGGAUCUCUCUCAGGAAGUAAAGGAAGUCUGGUUUUCAGUUCUUUCACAAUUGCAGGACAUGGGCCAUACAGUCAAGAUAGUGUCCGUUCCGUCUAUAAAGCAGCUGUUGCUGUCAUACUACACGCUUGCUACAGCCGAAGCUGCCUCCAACCUCUCUCGCUACGAUGGGGUCAGAUACGGACAAACUACAGAAGACCUUCAAGAGAAAGCACAUGAUCUCAUUGUAGCCAACAGAACCAACGGAUUUGGACCAGAGGUCCAGCGCAGAAUUCUCUUGGGAAAUUAUACGCUUUCGUCAGAAUCGGGAGAUCACUAUAUUAAGGCAACUCAGGUCAGAGAGAAGCUUGUCAAUGAAUUCAACCAGGUGUUCAAUCUUAGGCAUGUAUUUCUGAACGAUACUAAUGUAGAUAAAGAAACACUGGGUAGAUGUGAUAUCUUGGUGGCUCCUACGGCUAUAAACAGCGCUCCCACACUUGAAGAGUACCAUCAGCAAAAUGAAACCAACUUCUUGAAUGACUACGUGAACGAUAUCUUGACUGUUCCAGCUUCUUUGGCUGGUUUGCCUACCAUAUCCAUACCUCGGGGUAAACAUGGAAUCCAAAUCAUGGGCCAAUUUGGAGCUGAUCAAACAGUGCUAGAUGUAUCCAAAAAGUUAAUGGAAGUAAAAUAAAUUGAAGUAGGUUCCUACUAUCUUCUUGUAUAUAUGUAUUUUAAGUAAAUAAAAGCGACUGAACAUUCUAAAGGGUUCCGCCGAAGGGUUUUAUAUAUUAUAUAAAUUAUGAGGUGU